Molecule: messenger RNA, 4737 nt
Organism: Oryctolagus cuniculus (rabbit)
Lineage: Eukaryota; Metazoa; Chordata; Mammalia; Lagomorpha; Leporidae
Source: RefSeq, a predicted model, not a curated record
UGCUGGGGGCUCGUGGAGGCAGGGGCCGGGGGCUUCCUGGGAAGAGGGAGCCAGAACAGAGAAACAGAACGACGCAAAACCACACGUGGCAGAGGAAUAUCUGCCAGCCCCGGGCCACUGCCGGCUCUGCCCUGGAUGGGCCCCCUCACCAGUCCCAGGCGCAGGCGCAGGCGCAGGCGCAGUUCUGUAUUCCCAAGGCAUGGAACACAGCAGUGGAUGGGACAAAAACAACCCUCCCUGCCCCGUGGAGUCCAAAGUCUUGGGAGGAGACGGACAAUACACAGGCGUGUAAGUGUGCCAGGUAGCAGUUAGGGUAUUCCGUCCCGUCAGGCCGAGGGGUCUGGCAGCUGGACGAGGCCGGUCGCAGACAGGACGCUGAGGGGAGCCUCACUGGGAAGGUGCCGUUGGAGCAAAGACCUGAAGGAGGGAGGGCAGGAGCCCUGUGGGCUCUGGGGGCAAGAGUGUCCGGCAGUGAGAACAGCAAGUGCAAAGGCCCUGAGGUGGGACGUGCCUGGCACAAAUGAGGAAGGCCAAGGCGGCCAGUGUGGCCAUGGUGUGUUAGGGGGCAGGGGUGUAGCAGGAGGUGAGGUUGAGGGUAGUGAGAAGCAGGAUCAGUCAGGGCCUGAGGCCAUGGGGAGGGCUCUGACCUAAACCCUGUAUGCGAUGGGAGUCAUGAGGUCAUGGGAGGUGGCUUUUUUUAAAGAUUUAUUUUAUUUAUUUGAAAGGCAGAGUUACAGAGGAGAGAAAGGGAGAGAUAGAGAGCACUCUUCCAUCCACUGAUUGACUCUUCAAAUAGUCACAAUGGCGAAGGAGGGGCCAGGCUGAAGCCAGGAGCCAGGAGCUUCAUCCAGGUCUCCUACAUGGGUGCAGGGGUCCAAGGACUUGGGCCAUCUUCCACUGCUUUCCCUGCAUUAGCAGGGAGCUGGCUAGAUUGGAAGUGGAGCAGCAAGCAGGGACUUGAACCUGUGCCCAUAUGGGAUGCUGGUUUUGCAGGCAGUGGCUUAACUUACUACGUUACAGCACCGGUCCCCCGGGAGGCUUCUGAGUAUAGCCGAGGGAUGGGGGUUGCCUUCGGUGUCCACUGGGUCCUUGAGAUGGCACAUGGAGGAGACCAUGAGGGGCUGUGGUUGCCAGCAUACCAGUGAAGGGGCUGCUGCAAAGUGACAGCAUGCGACAGCGGACAGGAUGGGGACAUGAGGGGCAGAGGAGGGCCGGGUAUCCUUCCUGACCUCCGUCUCCAGCCUCAUCUCUUGGGUCUUUCUAAAACACUGCCCCUCCUUUUUUUUUUUUUUUUUUUUCCUUUUAAAUAUUUGUUUAUUAUUUGAAAGGCAGAGUUACAGAGGGGGACAGAGAGAGAGAGAGAGAGAGAGAGGCCUUCUAUCCUCUGGUUUGCUCCCCAGAUGCCUGCAAUGGCCAGUGUUGGGCCGAUCCGAAGCCAGGAGCCAGGAGCUUCCUCGGGGUCUCCCUCAUGGGUGCAGGGGCCCAAGGACUUGGGCUGUGUUCUACUGCUUUUCCAGGCCAUAGCAGAGAGCUGGAUUGGAAGUGGAGCAGCUGGGACCCGAACUUGGCACCCAUAUGGGAUGCUGGUGCCGCAGGCAGAGGUUUAGCCUACUAUGCCACAGCACCGGUUCCUUCCCUCCCUUUUAAAACCACCCACGGCUCCUGGGGUCCUGGGGUCACAGCCGCAGCUCUUUAGCCUGGUGUCUGACCCCCUGAAGGGACUGCCCCAGCCUCAGUUUGCGCCCCUUCCACCCCUUGCACUCUCCCCACCUCGUGGGUCACUGUAGCCACAUAGAAGUUCCUGUCCCCGGGCCCUCGCUCGCCCAUGCUGAGCCCUCUGCCUAGGGCACUGUUCCUCCCCUCUUCCUGGGGCAGCACCUCCUCUGCGCAAGCCUCGUUUGUUCUGCAGCCUCCUUUAUUUGUUCAUUUAGAUUUACUUACCGCUUUAUGUGCUUAGAUUUAUUUAUUUAUUUGAAAAGGACAGUAAUAGGGAGAGACACAGAGACCUUCCACCUUCUGGGUCACUGGUCCUCAAAUGCCUGGAACUCCAUCCGGGUCUCCCAAGUGGGUGGCAGGAGCCCAAGCACUUCAGCCAUCUUCUGCUGCCUUGCCAGGCACAUCAGCAGGGAGCUGGAUCAGAAGUGGAGCGGGCCGGGACUUGAACUGGCACUCAUGUGAUACCGAGAUAGCAGGUGGUGGCUUCACCCACCAUGUCCCAACACCGCCCCCUCUCCAAACUCCUUGACAGGCAUGUGAAACGCACAGGCUUGGGCCCUGCCCUCGCCUCUCCAGGUGUAGUUGUGUUUCCUGCCCUCACCCCUCCAGGUGUAGGUGUGUUUUCUGCCCUCACCUCCCCAGGUGUAGGUGUGUUUCCUGUGUUCACCUCCCCAGGUGUAGGUGUGUUUCCUGUCCUCACCUCCCCAGGUGUAGGUGUGUUUCCUGUCCUCACCUCCCCAGGUGUAGGUGUGUGUCCUGUGUUCACCUCCCCAGGUGUAGUUGUGUUUCCUGUGUUCACCUCCCCAGGUGUAGGUGUGUUUCCUGCCCUCACCUCUCCAGGUGUAGUUGUGUUUCCUGUGUUCACCCCUCCAGGUGUAGGUGUGUUUCCUGUGUUCACCCCUCCAGGUGUAGGUGUGUUUCCUGUGUUCACUUCCCUAGGUGUAGGUGUAUUUCCUUUGUUCACCUCUCCAGGUGUAGGUGUGUUUCCUGUCCUCACCCCCCCAGGUGUAGGUGUGUUUCCUGUGUUCACCCCCCCAGGUGUAGGUGUGUUUCCUGUGUUCACCUCCCCAGGUGUAGGUGUGAUUCCUGUGUUCACCCCUCCAGGUAUAGGUGUGUUUCCUGCCCUCACCUCUCCAGGUAUAGGUGUGUUUCCUGCCCUCACCCCUCCAGGUAUAGGUGUGUUUCCUGUGUUCACCCCUACAGGUAUAGGUGUUUUUCCUGCCAUCACCUCUCCAGGUAUAGUUGUGUUUCCUGUGUUCACCCCUCCAGGUGUAGGUGUGUUUCCUGUGUUCACUUCCCUAGGUGUAGGUGUAUUUCCUUUGUUCACCUCUCCAGGUGUAGGUGUGUUUCCUGUGUUCACCUCCUCAGGUGUAGGUGUGCUUCCUGUCACUUCUCCCAGGUUUACUUCGUGCCCAGCCCUCUCCCAGCCACUGGCAGCUCUGGGGCCGUUGGGGAAAGUGGUCCAGGUUUCCCAAUGGAAUAGGUGUGAUACUUGAGAGAGCUGGAGGGGUCACAGAUGAGGCAUUUGGACAGUGCCGCAUUAUCCUUUGCACCUGCUGUGCCUGCGCCUCCCUUUCCUCUGUAACCUGAGGGUCGUAGUAGUAGCUGCCAACUAUGUGUUGAGAUUAAAGAAGUUCAUUCACGUGAAGUGCUUAGAGUAGGCCCACUGGCCCAAUUUGUUUUUUUUUUUUUUUUUUUUUUUUUGACAGGCAGAGUGGACAGUGAGAGAGAGAGACAGAGAGAAAGGUCUUCCUUUGCCGUUGGUUCACCCUCUAAUGGCCGCCGCGGCCAGCGCGCUGCGGCCGGCGCACCGCGCUGAUCUGAUGGCAGGAGCCAGGAGCCAGGUGCUUUUCCUGGUCUCCCAUGGGGUGCAGGGCCCAAGCACCUGGGCCAUCCUCCACUGCACUCCCUGGCCACAGCAGAGAGCUGGCCUGGAAGAGGGGCAACCGGGACAGAAUCCGGCGCCCCGACCGGGACUAGAACCCGGUGUGCCGGCGCCGCUAGGCGGAGGAUUAGCCUAGUGAGCCGCGGCGCCGGCCCCACUGGCCCAAUUUGAAUGAGGGAUCUCUGCCGUUUUUCUUCUGACUCUGGACUACACAGAGAUGCAUGGGCGGGGGUUCCCCACACCACCAGGGCCGACAUGGUCCGCGUUAGUGUUUGCCCACGGUGGAUCACGCGUGGUAAGGCAGUGCUUUUACAGGUCUCACUGACUGCAGCCUGCAGGAGGAAGUCAGUUUCUAUAGUCGCACCCACAUAUAAAGCAUGUUUUUCUCUUAGCAGCAUUCUUUUUUUUAAAUUGAAAUUCACACAACAUAAUUCACAUAACAUGAAUGUCGUGACUGCGAAGCGUACAAUUGAGUACAUUCAAGGGUUGUAUCACCACCACCUCUGUCUGGUUCUGGAACAUUUCCAAAAACUCCAUGCCCACCAAGCAGGCCCUCCUCAUCUCCCCAGCCCCUGGCAGCCAUCAGCCUGCCUUCUGUGUCUGUUAUUACACACGACACACUCAGGCCUUUUCUAUUUCAUUCUGUUUGAAUGAAAACUGGCCGAGGCCUGUCCAACCAUCACCCCCCGCUGCACACAGGGCUGCAUGCUGCAAUCCCAUGGGGAGCUGUAGAGGGUACAGACGCCCCGGAAACUCACCCCUGAGAUUCCAAGAGCAUCUGGGGCUUUCUAGAAGCUGCCAGGUACUGCUCUAUUCAGCCAAAGCAAGAGCCACAGACCAUUGGGUCUCUCUAGCUUGGAAAACACUGCAGUGAGCCUCAGAGCCAGGACAUGGAGGGGGGCACAGUGAUGCAAAGGUGGGAACGUGUUUAGACAUUGAAAUGUGCCUUGACAGACAGCUCUGCGAGGCAGGCAAACAGGGAGAUGCAACAUUACCUGCAGAGGAGAAACCGGAAGGCAGACAAACUGUAGAAAUUCUGGAAGAAAGAGAAGGGCUUGGACAGCUGGACCUAGAUCGGGGGGAAGGAUACCCAGAAAUGAGAGCGAGAGAGAACACAGCUGGGCUGACCCAGCCCC